This is a messenger RNA of Parathielavia appendiculata, 1119 nucleotides long. Its product is annotated as kinase-like protein. Bases 1 to 1119 code for a protein of 372 amino acids. The record is from RefSeq and is a predicted model, not a curated record. The transcript is spliced from 3 exons. NCBI's taxonomy places the organism in Eukaryota, Fungi, Ascomycota, Sordariomycetes, Sordariales, Chaetomiaceae.
AUGGAGAUGCAUUUUCAGCGCCAGGAUCCCCUUGCGGGGCCCGAGAUCGACAAAGCCCACGAGCUGGCCAAUACCCUCACACUCAACCGGUUGAAGUCGAAACUCAAGAGCGAUCCAACAGCAGACUUAGCGCUGACCCUGAAGCAGCAGGCGAACUCGUAUUCACAGCUUCGAGGGACGCUUGAACACGCUGCGCAGAAGAAGGUUGCAGCGAAAGGCCAACAGCCCCGAGCAGCGCAGCAAACUGAGCAGAGGCAGCCGGAAGGAAGCACAACUGGCGAGUUGGCCGCCGGCAUUAACAAGGCGAUCAAAAACGGUCAAGUACUCUGGGCAUUGCACGGCACCGUUGUCAUCGGCCUCGGAGAGUCGGUGGUUAUAAAGAUCGGUUCUUCGCUUGAUCCCGACGAGGUGGAGAAUCUGAGAUACAUCAACACCCACGCCCCAGGAGUCCCUGCACCGUCGUAUCUGGGCUGCCUGACAGCGAGGCAAAAGACUUACGUCUUUGUGUCCCGGGCUGAUGGCGUCACGCUCGAGUCUCUGUGGCCAGGCCUCUCUACGGAGCACAAGAUCUCGAUAAGAAACCAGCUCAACGACAUAUUCCGUGCACUCCGCGAUAGACCGUACGCGCAAGAUCCGCAUCAGGGCGACAAGCCAAGAUUUGGCGGGUUCACAUCCGCGAUCUGCAAGGACAUGAGAAGACAGCAACGCCUGAGUGAGCGCGCGAUUGAGACUGAAGCGCAAUUCAACGAUUUCCUGUGUCACCAACCUGGGAGAUCUGCCACUGCCUGGAUAGCCAUGAUCCGGUCUGCGAUGAGAGACGACCACCGGCUCGUGAUGACACAUGGCGAUCUACAUCCAAGAAACAUCAUGGUCAAGUGGGAAGCCGACGGAAGGGGCAGCGCGCCUGACCAAACUGAGAGCAAGAUCCGAGUCACCGCGCUCUUGGAUUGGGAACUGAGCGGCUGGUAUCCGGAGCAUUGGGAGUUUGUCAAAGCUCUCUCUACAAUCAACGCGCAUGGGAAACUGUUCGACUGGCUUGAAUACCUUCCAACAGACGCCAUUGGGUCAUGGCCAGUUGAAUAUUCCAUUGAUACACUCCUUGACCGGUGGCUAGGAUGA